Molecule: messenger RNA, 1332 nt
Organism: Naegleria fowleri
Lineage: Eukaryota; Heterolobosea; Eutetramitea; Acrasida; Naegleriidae
Source: the annotation of a RefSeq genome assembly
AUGUACCUAUUAUUAGUUAAAUAUUUUUAUUAUUUUUAUUUCUUAAAAAAAAAUAAAAAAUUUAAAUUCUUUAUUUUAAUUGAUUUAAUUUUUUUCUUAAUGAAGAAGUACUAUAGUUUAUUAAAAUUAAAAAAAAAAAUAAUAAAAUAUAAAAAUUUUUUUUUUAGAAGCAAAUCAAAGCAUUUUAGUCAUUAUAAAUACUUAUUAUAUAAAACAGAAUAUUUAUUGGAACGUAGAAUCAAUGCAUUCAAUGUUUUUAUUGUUAAUUUUUUACCUACACAAUUAUUACCAUUAGGUAAUAGAAAAAAAUUUUAUAAUUUGUUAAAUAAAAAAUUUAAGAGAUUUUUUUUAGUAAUAAAGAAAAAAUUAAAUAAAAAAUUUUUUUUUUAUUUUAUGAUUAAAUUAUUUAAUAAAAUUAAAUUUUUAUUCUUAAAAAGUGAUCCUUUUUUGAAUAAAAAAGAUUUUAUUUUUAAUUUCUUUACUUCGAUUGUUUUCGAAUCAAAAUAUACUACUCUUUUACGGGCGUAUAAUGCAGUAAAUAAAAAAAUAAAAAAAAAUAUUAUUUUACAGUUCUAUGAUAUACUUUAUUUUUUUAGUUUUCGUAUAGAUUAUUUUAUUUUUAAACUAUUUCCUUUUUUCUCAUUAUCAGAAGUAAGGAAUGGUAUAGUAGAGAAUAAAGUAUUGCAUCUUAAAAAUGAAAUUCGUAAUAUUAAUUAUUUCAUAAAAAAAUAUGAUUUAUUAAAGUCCAGUAUUUUUAAUAAUAUUUAUUAUAUUUUUUCAUUACGAAGAUACUUUUAUAAUAGUAGUGCUAAAUUAAAAAAAAAAUACUAUUUAGUUUUAUGUAAUUACAGAAAAGAACAGAGUACAUUUUUUUUGUGCAAAGGCAAAAAAAAAACUAGUCUUUUUUCAUCUCACGCUAGGUAUUUAAGUACUAUAGAUGAAAUACACACUUAUUUUUAUAAAUUAAAGGAUCAGAAUUAUAAUUUUGAUUCUUUAAAUCAAUAUAUAUCAAACUUUAAAAUCCAAAAAGAAUUUCCUUUUUUUUUAAAAGAAAAAAAAAAAGAUUUAGAUAUUACUUUUUUAAAUAGUAUAGGUAAUAUUUAUUUGUCAUAUGGAAAAAAAGUAUCAAUUAAUAAUUAUACUGUGGUAAAUCUUAUAAACUUCCUAUAUCUCUUUUUUUACCUAUCUAAAUAUAAUAGUAUAUAUUAUUAUACAAAAGAAAGUAAGUUAAUUGUAAGUCCGUCGGUAUUAAAUAAUUUAUUAAAUGAGUAUAAAAAAUUAUUUUUUUAUUUUACUAUUUUUUUUUCUUUUAAUAUAGUUACGUUGAUGUAA